AUGCGAGUGGGCUCUGCAGGGGCCCCCAACAGGCGGGGCCCCUCGGGGCCUCCUGGGGGCCCCCCAGGGGGCCCCCAGGGGGUGCAGGGGGGGGGCCCCCGGGGGGGCCCCCGGGGGGCCCCCGGGGGCCCCCUGAACCCGGAUUUGGCGGAAAGUUUGCGGAAAAGACUAAUGAGAGUUCGGGAGGAAACGGCGCAAAGACUGAAGUUGAAAACUACGAAAAGUAUUGCAACAAAUGCAGCUUUGGAAGCAAUUGUGGAAAAUGUUCCUUCAACUUUGCGGCAGCUGCAGCAGCUGCAGCAGCUGCCGUUCAAAGGGCUGCAGGGAGAAAAGAAAAAAUACGGGCAGCUGUUUGUGUCGGAGGUGCGGGCCUUUCUGUGCGAGAAUCGUCUGGUCCAUUUAUUGCGAGAAGAAGAAAAACCCAACUCCCCCCCAGGGGCCUCUGCCAGCAGUUUGCCCUCAGCCAGCGCAGCUGCAGAAGAGGAGUUCAUUUGUGUAGGGGGGCCCCCCGGGGGCCCCGAGGGGCCCCCUGGGGGCCCCCAGGGGCCCCCCGGGGGGCCCCUCGUGGGGCCCCCCGGCUGUGCCCUAUCGCAGCAGCCCUUAAACCCACCCAGCACUCAGUUUUGUGUCUCGCAAAGUAUGUACUUUAUGGGGGGCCCCCAGCACCAGCCGGGGCCCCCAGGAGGCCAGGGGGCCCCCCAGGGGGCCCCCUGGGGAGCCCCCCAAGGGCCCUUAACUGGGGUCCCCGGGGGGCCCCAGGGGACCCAUGGGGGCCCCCCGGGGGCCCCCGGGGGCCCCGCAGGAGGGUACUGGCCUGCGGGGCCUGGGGGUGGCGGAAAGGAGGCCCCAGAUCUUUGGGAUCCUGAAGACUUGGAAUGUUUAGAUGAUUUAUAA
Molecule: messenger RNA, 894 nt
Organism: Eimeria necatrix
Lineage: Eukaryota; Apicomplexa; Conoidasida; Eucoccidiorida; Eimeriidae
Exons: 3
Coding region: 1-894 (297 amino acids)
Molecular function (GO): nucleic acid binding; nucleotide binding
Source: RefSeq, a predicted model, not a curated record